Molecule: messenger RNA, 2489 nt
Organism: Monascus purpureus
Lineage: Eukaryota; Fungi; Ascomycota; Eurotiomycetes; Eurotiales; Aspergillaceae
Source: the annotation of a GenBank genome assembly
AUGCAUUAUCAACCAUAUGCCGGCCAUCACCGCGAAUUUGACCCUGAUGCCUCGUUGGUGCUGGUGGGCAUCCGUGGUUGCGGGAAGCGAUCAUUAGGCUUCGUCGCGGCUGCAGCAUUGAAACGGCGCUUCAUCACUGAAGACCACUAUUUUAAGGAGGUGACCGGUCUUACUCGGCAUGAGUACCUCCGACAGCUCGGGAGCCAAGAGUUCCAGCGCCGGGACAUAGAAGUCCUCAAGAUGAUGCUUGAUAACCACCGCUCUCGCUGCGUGAUCGAAUGCGGCCUGGGAAGUCUUACUCAACCUGUCCAAGACCACCUACGUCUAUAUUCCUUGACAAAUCCUGUUGUCUAUCUGCUUCGGGAUAUGGACCGUAUACAAGGCUUUCUGGGCUUGGAUGAUCCAUGCUUCCAAUUUCUCCAGCAUGGUGAUCCCAUGCACCGACUGUGUUCCAAUUUUGAGUACUACAACAUCGAGGAUGGUUCCAGCGUGCUGUCCAAAAUAGAAGAUGACACGGUAGACCGUGGCUCUGCAGCCUACUCGUUCAAGCUGAGGGAGGCCAAGGAAGAUUUCACUCGCUUCGUACGUUUCAUCACUGGAGGGGAUUCGAACCGUGCUAGCUACGACUCACCCUUCGUCCUCCUGGAGACACCUCCGGAAUGCCGAUCAUCCACCCAUGCCAUCUUUAUUCGUCUUUCUAAUCUCCUUGAAGGUGCCAUCAAUCUCAUCGAGCUCGAGUCGGGUGGAGACGUCAUUGAGCUCUGCGUGGACAGAUGGGACCCCAACAUGCCCAGCAUCGUGAGCAAACAGGUCGCUUUGCUCCGUAGAAAUUCUCGGAUUCCUUUAAUCAUGUCUGUUGACAUGCCAUCAAUUGAAUGUGGGAAUAAUGGUAUAUCCUCUGCACAUGAUUCCAGCCUCUAUCAUGACAUUCUAGAGCAUGGUCUCCGGGUUGCGGUGGAGUAUCUAGCUGUGGACCUGAGACAAGACCAGGCAAUAAUCAACCGCAUUAUCCGCAACAAGGGCACGACUAAAAUCAUCGGACACUAUGUGUUUGAGCAGUCAUCCCGCGUAUCCUGGGAAGAUGAGGGAUGUAUGGCUCUCUAUCUUGAGGCUGAAAAGCUUGGUUGCCAAUUGGUGCGUAUUCUCCGCGUGGCGACAGACAGAGCGGACAAUAUCUUGGUCGUAAAUUUUGUUCACAGGAUCGUAUUGUUGCCGGGGAGACAUCCCCCUGUCAUUGCCUACAAUAUUGGCCCUUUCGGCCGCACUUCUCAAUUGCUUAAUCCAAUACUCACUUGGGUGACACAUCCGGCCAUCAAGCGCAACCUGAGCAAUGAAUUGGAGCCUCAACUUACGGCGCGAGAUCUAGUUCGGUCUCUUUUCCACAGCUACAUGUAUGACCCGCUCCAGUUCUAUGUCAUAGGCGCCAGAGUGUCCUACAGUCUAUCCCCAGUGAUGCACAACGCGGCCUUCCAGCAUUGUGGUAUGAAUCACACAUUCAGCGCUGUUGAAGCCCCUGACAUCUCGGUGUUAGAUCGACUGAGCCAGGAUUCGCACUUUGGCGGUGCUAAUAUUAUCCAGCCAUGGAGGGAGCACAUUUAUCACCAGCUUGCGGCUAAAAGUCGCCAUGCCGAGGCGAUAGGAGCGGUCAAUACGAUUAUACCGCUCCGGGCUCGAGCAGACGGGACCGUAUUUUCUCUGCAAGAACAGGCCAGUCGUCGCAACCAGGCAGGGCGUGUCUUGGCAUGGUAUGGAGAGAAUACAGACUGGGUGGGCAUGAUGGUUUGCAUCAACCGCAAUCUUUCUCCGCGCAACGCUAUAAGUCCGUUGAAAACUUCGGGACUUGUUGUUGGGGCAGGUGGUAUGGCACGAGCCGCCAUUUACGCCUUGCUACAGCUGGGCUGUCGCAAGAUCUUUAUCUAUAAUAGGACGGUAUCGCGAGCGGAGACUGUGGCAAACCACUUCAACUCCUGGGUGACUUCAUCACAGGCUGAUUUGACCGGGGUCGUUCGAGUUCUGCCGUCAUUAGAAGUCGACUGGCCGUCCGACGCCUGUCCACCCUCUCUCAUAAUAUCUUGCGUACCGUGCGAUCCAGAUGGUGACCAACCUGCUGCCAAUUUUGAGAUGCCGACACAAUGGCUGGGAAGUCUAACCGGCGGAGUAGUCCUUGAGCUGGCAUACAAGCCCCUUUAUUCUCCCCUGCUACGGCAGAUGCACCACGUGAGAAGUAGAACAGGCCGGCCGUGGGUUCUGGUAGAUGGAUUAGAGCAUCUAACAGAGCAAGGCAUCGCCGUAUUCGAGUUAGUGACAGGGAGGAAGGCCCCGCGACGGUUGAUGACGCUGGAGGUACUGCGGAACUACGUUGGAGAGAAUGGGCGGUUUGAUGAGAAGACGAUUCAGGCGCGUUUAGAGAGCAUUUGCUAGGGCGUAUUCUACCUAUUCCUUCCCAUGCUCUAAAUAUACCUAGGUAAUAAACGACAAGCCGUAUUUCA